Messenger RNA from Syngnathus typhle (broad-nosed pipefish), 1339 nucleotides. RefSeq names its product aldo-keto reductase family 1 member B1-like. The record is from RefSeq and is a predicted model, not a curated record. The coding region runs from base 98 to 1048 and encodes 316 amino acids. Gene Ontology annotation, molecular function: aldose reductase (NADPH) activity. Lineage: Eukaryota; Metazoa; Chordata; Actinopteri; Syngnathiformes; Syngnathidae. Gene Ontology annotation, cellular component: cytosol. The transcript is spliced from 10 exons.
UGCUCUGUCACACAUAAAUAAACGAACGCGCACGUCACACGCGCACACCUCGCCUCCACUUGUUGCCGAACUGAGUAUCACUCGUCUUUCGGAAGCAAUGGCAACGACCGUGAAGCUUUCCACCGGUGCGCUUAUGCCCAUCGUCGGGCUGGGGACAUGGAAGUCUGAACCUGGUCAAGUGACUGCAGCAGUGAAAGCAGCCAUAUCAGCGGGCUACCGGCACAUCGAUGGGGCUGCCAUUUAUCGGAACGAGGCGGAGGUGGGCGAUGGAAUCCAGGCCAUGAUCAAGGACGGUGGAGUCAAGCGAGAGGACCUUUUCAUUGUUAGCAAGCUGUGGUGCACCUACCAUGAAAAGUCCAUGGUCAGGCAAGCUUGUGAGAAGACCCUGAGCGAUCUCAAAUUGGGCUACCUCGACCUCUAUCUGGUGCACUGGCCAAUGGGAUUCAAGCCCGGCGACGAGAUGUUUCCUUUGGACAGCAACGACGAAAUCAUUCCCGACGAUACCGACUACCUGCAGACAUGGGAGGGAAUGGAGGAGCUGGUCGAUGCCGGUCUGGUCAAAGCCAUCGGGGUCUCCAAUUUCAACCGGGAUCAGAUUGAGCGUCUUCUCAACAAGCCGGGCCUCAAGUACAAGCCGGCCAAUAAUCAGGUGGAGUGCCACCCAUUCUUGAGCCAGGAAAAGCUGAUCAACUACUGCCACUCAAAGGGCAUCACCGUGACAGCCUACAGUCCACUCGGCUCCCCGGCCAGACCCUGGGCCAAACCCGACGAGCCUUCGCUUUUGGAGGACCCUAACGUCACGGCCAUAGCCAAAAAGCACAACAAAACAUCUGCUCAGGUCCUGAUCCGCUUCCACGUCCAGAGGAAUGUGGUGGUGAUUCCCAAAUCGGUCACACCUCACCGCAUCCAAGAGAAUUUCAAGGUGUUUGACUUCCAACUCAGCGAUGAGGACAUGAAGACCAUUUCAGGAUUCAAUCGGAAUUGGCGAGUCUGUCCGAUGCAGUGGAGCAUCAAGCACAAGGACUACCCCUUCCACGCUGAGUUCUGAUGUGGGAAAAUGGCAAGCAGUGGUGUGAAUUUCGGCACUGUUAGAAAAAUGGAGUUAUCUGUUAUCUUCGCGUUGGCAAUUCACAAUACAUUUUCCCCACCCAUGUGUCCAUUUGAACACUUCCCCUUAUUUGCAAGUCAUAUGUGCCACUUGUGACUGUUGGCGUUGCUGAGUCAUGUGUAUUACUUGUGAUGGCGUUGCCUCAUUUGUUUUCACUUUGUCCCGCGUGUGCCAAAUUAGCACGAGGGAUUACGCCAAUAUUGUGUGUUACAAUAAAAUAGUGCCAGCCAA